AUGCGAAGCGGGGAAGCGAACGCACCUGUUUUGACACCGGUACAGCUUCAUCAACGCCAGACAUACUGUCAGGACGACCGUGACUUUCAACAUGGCUCGGUGGUCUACAAACUCGGUGAUAGCUCGUUCUACAGUCAAACACAGUUGGUAGCGGGAAUCAAACGAAGAUAUAGAUGUAACCGAGGCUACGUACUCAAAGGGAGUUCCUGGUCUACCUGUCUAGCAGCAGGGCGAUGGUCUAACGAUCCGCCAACUUGUGAGCCAAAGGGGUGCCCAUCAUUACGUAAGAAGGAGAACAACAUAGCCUAUGUUGGUUACACGAGAGAAAAGGGGACGGAUGGGAGAUACCCACAGGGUACUUCUGGCCAGGUAUUCUGCGACGCGGGUAAGAUCCUGGUAGCGGGUAACGGCUUCACCGAAUGCAACGCAGGAGAGUGGAUCCCUCUUAUACCUCUCUGCUAUGACAUUGAUGUGAUUGCACAAGGAAGAGAGGAUUAUUGUUCAAUACCUUACAUCUGGGCGGGGCAACUCUCCUCCACCGACGUCACCGAGGGCCACGUCGUCCACGGUUUCCAAGUCGACUUCGAGUGUCUGCCGUUCGCCGAACGCGCUUCUCCCUCGCCCAUCACGUGCAUGAGUGGUCAAUGGGAGCCCGAAGAGCCCCGAUGUACACCAAAACAUUGCGCGUUGCCGCCUUUAACACGAGGGCUUCGGAUAGUGGAUGCACCAUCAGGUGCUAUUACACCUCACACUCGAAACCUUACAUUAGAAUGUUCAUCAGCUUAUAUUCUACAGGGUCCCCCUCAAAUUACCUGUUGGUAUGGUGACUGGGCUGGUAACAUACCAACUUGCGACUACCCUAAGACGGACCCACCACCCACCUCACCACGUCCUACCACUAUUCCUACCACCAUCAUUACCACCACAGAGGAACCACGAGACCUCCUACCAAGAUUACCUGGUGAAGAUUAUUCUCAGUGCGGUAAGGCGGGCGACAUCGGCCAGAAGUUAAGGGGUCGUGUGGUCGGCGGUUACGAAGCUAACGAGGCAGCUUGGCCAUGGCAAGCCGCUAUAUAUUGGCAGAGGGCUGACGGCUCAUGGUUUUUCUUUUGCGCUGGUACGGUUAUCGACAAUGAAUGGGUCAUGUCUGCGGGCCAUUGCUUCGGGUAUGACGAGGAUAUCACAAGACUUCAGGUCAAAUUAGGUCUAACAGACCGAAUCCGGGACCAGGGUACGCCGAGGGAACAGGUCUUCUCCAUCAACGGUCUCUACCUUCCCAAGGAGCACGAUUUCAUCGAUUUCGACUACGACAUAGCCCUGCUCCACCUCGCCCGACCAGCCGUCUUGGGACCGUACGUUAGAGCAAUAUGUCUGCCGCCAGAAAUCACUAGUCCCGACGCAGACAAAGAACGAUUAGUAGCUAUCAACUCCUUCGGUAUGGUGGCAGGAUGGGGCCACAGUAAACCAGUAGCAGUUAAUAGCAGUCAGUACACCAUUUAUGAAGAUGUCCUUCAACAAUUACAGAUUCCCGUACGUCCGCGUCAAGCCUGCGUCAACAGCCUCCGUGAGGUAGGCGAAGACGAAACGCAAUUCACCAUCAACAUGUUUUGCGCCGGGUACAACCGGAAACCACUGGAUACCUGUUUCGGUGACUCCGGCGGACCUCUGAUGCGGCACAUAUUUCACUCGGUGGUCGGUCGAGACGGGAUCCAGCGAAUGCAGAAACGAUGGGUCCAAGUCGGCAUCGUGAGCGCGGGAAAAGGCUGCGCAGUAGAGGGACAAUUUGCAUUUUAUACGCAUGUACCGAGACUUGUGAACUGGGUGUAUUCUGUGAUCAGAGCGAACCACACACAAUCAGGGACGGAGCUCGUUCAAUUAUAAGAAUUGACUCUCUACGAAAAUGGAAUCCGGUACUCUGAAGUUGACGUAAAAGCAUGGAACGUUGUGGAAUUAAUUCAUCUGUCUUUUUCAAGGCCAGUCGUCGACGGACAUCUUGCUUCGCAACGUACCAUUUAAACCUAGCAUUCAAAACUCUCCGGUUAUAAAGUACGUGGUACUGAUGCAUUCAUGUAGUCACAAGCAUGUUGUGAGCAGGAUCUGGAACAAAAUGCAUGUACUAGCAUUUGAAUAUGCGUCCGAAAAAUGGCCGAACCCCGGAAGUCCGAUGCUACAUGAGAACUUAAAGGUCAAAUAUUGAAGGAGUCCAACAUUCUUCCUCCCACUCGGAUCGAGUGGAUAGGUAUGCCAGUCAAAACUGUCCGACGGAGCAUCUCACGGCGUGGACGAAAUCAACCGUUACACAAGAUUCACCUCCCCUUUAUGAUAAAAUGAAACAAAUAAUGAAAUGCAAAUUUUUGAGAAUUUAGUAUUAAUGCAAGUGUGCAACACCCUUAGGGGUGCAUUGUUCUAAACUUCUUAGAAUCAAAUUCUCAUUUAUCAAGAAGUCGAUGCAUUUAGUUCGAGGGGAUGAAUUUUAAAUUCUUGAGCUAACGUAAUGUUUGAAUGUUGUGAAUAUUAUAUAUUUACAAAAUAUUGUUUUUAUAUUUGUUAUUUAUGAAUUGAAGCAAACUAAAAAUGUGUACCAAUGAUAGAUUGACGUUUAGUAUAUGAUAUUGCACAUGUAUAUAACUAAAGUUGUACAAAUCUUCAAAUAUUCUUUUAAGUGAUUGUGAUUCCGUAAAUUUGUGAGUGCAUAUGGAAUGCAGUAUCUAGAACGAAGUUUAACACAUGACAAUUUCUUUUUUGUGUUACCAUUCUUAUUAAUUUUGUCUUGGUUGUCAAAUGCUUACGUUUUUACCUCAAUUGUAAAAUGUGCAUGCCGAGGAGCAAAUUAUGACGACAAUAUACAGUGUAAGCCCCUCCCCAAGCACCCCCCCCCCCCUCUUCUGCAAAAAGAUUGUUGUGUCUGUUCAAGAGCAUAGAUUACACAAAGAUAAACUGAAUGUUCAGCUGUUUAAAAAAAAAUAGUUUCGCGUAUAGGAAAUGAUCUUUUUUGCUUAAAUACAUUAUUUCAUGUCAUUUCAGCCGUGUUUGCAAUGCCCCUCCCCCAUCAUAUAUGGGAUGGGUGAUGUUGAGAUGCAAAAUGUAUAGAAAGCAAACCAUCUACUUGGAGCUGCAAGGGCGUUAGCAUCAAGUUUACGAUUCAACGCCCUUUUGGGUCUAAACAGACGUGGUGCAUAUCGAAAGAUGCGUGGUCUCAUCUUUCAACAUUAAAAAAGGCUGAUCACAAAUGUAUUCAAAUAUCCUACAGAUUAGUGGCGUAGCUAAGGGGGCACUGGGGCGUGUACCCACAACCGAUGGCAAAAAAAGAGAGAAAGGGGGAAAGAAAUAUAAGGAGAAAAUAAGAAAGAAUGAAAGGGAGAGGGGAAAGUAACGUGAAGAGGAGAUGAUAAGCACCCCCUCACACCCACCUCCCCCUAUUCAAUGCUUGGAAAUUCAUAUUUCACCCAUCUUGUAAGGCUGGUCUCCCGCUCCCCCAUGAUCCCAGCGCCCCUUCAAUGAAUCGACCCAUGCUACGCCACUGCUAAAAUUCAAAUUGCUAUUAAUGAAAUACUGCAUUCAUUAGGCAUUAGUUCUUUAAGUAUAGGCUGCAGAGGUUGAUUGCAAGUCGUCAAGUCAGGCAAAGCAUUUACAUUCAUGCGAUGGGAGUAGUUUUAAAGUAGGGAGCGCACCUCAUGAGAAACACCCAUCGCCCGCCCCCCCCCCCUGUAUCCACCAUUUUGAGUUGCCAAUUCACGUUACAUAUUACCCUACUGAUUAUCAAACGCAGGGAAGGAGUAUUAUAUCACUAUCUGCUACCUCUAACUCUCCUUACCCGCAGACCAAUCGUGCUAACGAAUUAUCAUUGCAAUACAAAAUACAAAUGAUAUGUGAUAAUACUUGGCAAGAAAAUUAUUAUUGUUGGAAAAUAUUCUCAAUUUGUAUAAUAGAAUGUCAUAAAUCACUGCCAAUGCCAACGGAAUUUUAAGAGUUACAUCGCAAAGCGGAAAAAAAAUGUUGUCUGUAUGUGUUUUGACUGAUCCUUGAACAAAAUCUAUUACUAAAAAAAUCUAGUUUUCUUAAACUGAUACUGCUGUUUUUCCGUUGAACUGAAGUAAAACUUGAUUUGUUUAAUCUUUAAUUUAGAGUUAUGUAAUUUUGUUGAGGACAGGGUAUUAUCAUCAUAUCACAGUCUUGAGGAUUUAUUUGAAACUCGUUAUCGUUGCAUUGUAUGUACUGUAAAAUAAAACUGUAACAUAUACCAAAA
This is a messenger RNA of Strongylocentrotus purpuratus (purple sea urchin), 4246 nucleotides long. Its product is annotated as limulus clotting factor C. The record is from RefSeq and is a predicted model, not a curated record. NCBI's taxonomy places the organism in Eukaryota, Metazoa, Echinodermata, Echinoidea, Camarodonta, Strongylocentrotidae. The transcript is spliced from 12 exons. Bases 1 to 1881 code for a protein of 626 amino acids. Gene Ontology annotation, molecular function: serine-type endopeptidase activity. Gene Ontology annotation, biological process: proteolysis.